UAUUUAUAGAUGAAAAUGGCAUUCCUGAAAUAAAUAUCGUUUGAUUAAUACAAAUAAUUUUCUUCAUCGUUAAAGAGAAAAAUAAAAUUUAAGAGAAUUAUUUGUGUGAAAAAUGUAUAUCUGCUAUUGACGGAUGUUUGGUGACCGUAUUUUUUCUUUGAAGGGAAAUUAAAUAAUUGGUUGAAACAUGGUAGCUGGUCUUCCUUUAUUUAAACUAGCUUCUUUAGCAAUUAAACAAGCAGCAAAACCUGUAGCAAAUGUAAUCAAAAGAGGGGCAAAAGAAAGUGAUAUUUUUAAGAAAUAUCUUUGUUACUACCCAGGGCAAGUUUACCAUCGUUUGGACUUUCACAUAAGAAUGAGAUUGAUGGGUCUGAAAGGAAAAAUUGAUGUUGAUCCUUUAAAGGAAACUGCUGCUGUUGACCUAGGUGCUGAAAUUCUUGGUGAGGUAGUUGUCUUUAGCAUUGGUGUUGCUGUCUUGUAUGCUGAAUACAGAAGACAGAAACGUGCUGAAAGUCGUGAAGAAGACAAACAUUUAAAAAAUUUCCAUAAUUUACAAACUAAGGUUGAUGAACUUGAAAUGUGUCUAAAGCAUCAAAAUGAAGAAAUUGAAAAAGUACAUAGGAUUCUUAAUAACAUUGAAGAUAAAUUGAAAACAAAAAAUAUAAAAUUAUGAUAUCUGCUAUGAGAUAAAUUAUUUUUAUUAUUUCCCGAGUUCUAAUUCUAAAUUUCCUGUCACUCUCUUUAACACAAAGAUUAUAAUACUACUUGUUUGGCAUUGCUUGUCAUACAUCAGUUUCAUGUGGUUAGCUGUGCAUUUUUUUGUUUCAAACUUUUAUAUUGCUGUUAUUUAAUUGAUGGAAAUUAUAUAAUAUCCAUUUUAUCAAAACCAUUCACUGUGAGUAGUUUUAAUAAGAAAUAUAGUUUCAUCACAAAA
Molecule: messenger RNA, 934 nt
Organism: Xenia sp. Carnegie-2017
Lineage: Eukaryota; Metazoa; Cnidaria; Anthozoa; Malacalcyonacea; Xeniidae
Product: optic atrophy 3 protein homolog
Exons: 2
Coding region: 188-673 (161 amino acids)
Biological process (GO): regulation of lipid metabolic process
Cellular component (GO): mitochondrion
Source: RefSeq, a predicted model, not a curated record